AUGCGAGACAAGACGCUCCUUCUCCUCUUUUUCCUACUGGUGAGCACUUUUGACAGUACUAUAUCCUUAACCCUUAAUAAAUGUUUCAGAUUGCCGUCCAGCCCGGAGAUCCGUCGAGAAUCUCCAUGAUUGUGGGAGUGUACCUUGCUCUCAAGAUCCAGUGAGUCACGUCAUUUCGAACAAAAAAAAGAAAAGAAAAGAUCGAUUCUCGUUUUCAGCCGUGUUAUCCGUCAGACCAUCACAGCCCGCAGACGUGAGCAAUAUUAUAAAGUUUUAAUCAUACGACAAGUUCUUUUUAGGUGGUCCGAAAGUCCGAUACGUCCUUUCGACUGGCCAAGCACUGGCCGACGCCACCGGUCAGACUCUUCGCUCCUGCGCUUUUGCCAUCGAGUUCAUCCUCGCAUUCAUCGUGAGCUGCUAUAAUAGUUCCAAUUUUUCAUUCCUAAAUUCCAGUACUGCCGCACGCUCGCCUACAUGUGCGACACUCCGGCUCGAAGAAACAUCCUUGCCUUCUAUACCCUCAUGUGGGGUUCAAUUUUUGCUUACCAUGUUUGAAUCUUUUCAGUUUUGUUGCUCUUCACUCCUGGGAGCACGUCUUGGUUCAAGUCUACGGAAAGCGCAAUCUGCGAGACUGA
Messenger RNA from Caenorhabditis sp. 36 PRJEB53466, 635 nucleotides. The record is from the annotation of a GenBank genome assembly. NCBI's taxonomy places the organism in Eukaryota, Metazoa, Nematoda, Chromadorea, Rhabditida, Rhabditidae.